GUUGUAACUAAUCCCAUUGAUUUUCUGACAGAAAUAUUUGAGUUUGUUUGGUUGAUGUUCUUCUUAGGGUGAGGCAGUUGCAUGCAGCAGUAAGGGUGACAAUCUCGGUUCCUUGUUCGUCUUACAAAGUUCAAAGUCCCUCACUUUGGAUAAACCCUAGGCUUUAUUGUUGGUGUACGAGAUCACUGGGAACAACUUCGGAUGCAGUUUCUCAGUUCGCUGGCUUCCCAUGUCGGAAACCUUUGUCUCAGAUGGAAGCAAUUCCCUUAUUCGCAUCAUUUCUCCUCUUCUCCGAAUUCACACUCGAGAGGUCAGCUCAUCGAUUUUCUCAAGAAGCAAGGGUUCCCGAAAUCUCAAGCAGUUUCCAUGGUGGGUCGUUUCCCUCACGUUGGAUCCCUCGACCGUCCUCGAACCGUGGUUCAACUUUUCAGAAACCUAGGUUUCUCUGAUUCUCAGAUCCGGAGCUCGAUCCGGGUCCUACCCCAGAUCAUCUUCUGCGACGCCACGAAGAACCUUGAGCCCAAAAUUCGAUUUCUCGAAGAACUCGGAUUCUCUGGUUCUGCUUUGCCUAAGUUCCUCUCUAAAAAUUCCUCGGUUAUGAGCCUCAGCCUGAAGAAAAGAUUGAUCCCUUCCACUGAAAUUAUAAAGACCAUUCUCUCGCCUAACGACGAGAACAACAAGGAACUGGUUAAGGUUCUUAGCAGAUGCAGUUGGCUGCUGAACAGAGACCCUAAUGCGUAUCUCUUACCCAACAUUGCUUAUCUCAAGUCCUGUGGAAUUGUCGGCUCACAGCUUGCUUUCCUACUGAAGAAACAGCCAAGGCUCCUCAUUUCGGAGGAGAACAAGCUUAGGGUUUAUGUUUCUCGUGCUCUGGAUCUGGGUUUCAGUGUUAACUCAGGAAUGCUGGCUCACGCGGUGCACGCGCUCAGUUGUCUGAGCGAGAAGACAUUCGACAGGAAAAUGAAGACGUUUUUGGAUCAUGGGUUCUCAGAGGAUCAGACAAGAGAGAUGAUCAGAAGGGCUCCUGGUCUGGUUCGAUGCUCAACGGACAAGUUGAAGUUGGGAAUGGAGUUCUACAUGGAGACAAUGGGGAUAAAGAGAGAAACUUUGGUGAAGCGGCCAUGUAUGUUGAUGCACAGUAUGGAGGAGAGAGUGAUACCUAGGGUUAAGGUUUUGCAGGUUUUG
Tarenaya hassleriana is the source of this 1185-nucleotide messenger RNA. Its product is annotated as transcription termination factor MTERF5, chloroplastic-like. The transcript has a single exon. NCBI's taxonomy places the organism in Eukaryota, Viridiplantae, Streptophyta, Magnoliopsida, Brassicales, Cleomaceae. The record is from RefSeq and is a predicted model, not a curated record. Gene Ontology annotation, molecular function: double-stranded DNA binding. Gene Ontology annotation, biological process: regulation of DNA-templated transcription; chloroplast organization. Gene Ontology annotation, cellular component: chloroplast. The annotation marks the transcript as partial.